Molecule: messenger RNA, 1040 nt
Organism: Ostrinia nubilalis (European corn borer)
Lineage: Eukaryota; Metazoa; Arthropoda; Insecta; Lepidoptera; Crambidae
Gene: Rab19
Product: ras-related protein Rab-43
Exons: 4
Coding region: 65-718 (217 amino acids)
Biological process (GO): vesicle-mediated transport
Cellular component (GO): Golgi cisterna; trans-Golgi network
Molecular function (GO): GTPase activity; GTP binding
Source: RefSeq, a predicted model, not a curated record
AUUGUCAAAAAGGGAAAAGUAUUGUAAACAGAAAAUUUAAUUAAAAUUUUAAUUAAAAUUAGAAAUGUCUAGCCGUAAUCCUAAUACGCUAAUGAGCGUCCCGGACGAGCAGUUUGAUUACUUGUUUAAAAUCGUACUUAUUGGUGAUUGCGGAACAGGUAAAACAUGCAUUGUUCAGCGACUGAAGUCAGGAAAUUUCAUAGAAAGGCAUGGGAAUACAAUAGGCGUCGAUUUUUCAAUGAAAACGCUCAUUGUGGACGGAAAGAAAGUCAAGCUUCAAAUAUGGGAUACUGCAGGCCAGGAAAGAUUUAGAACCAUCACACAGAGUUAUUAUCGCUCAGCAAACGGCGUAAUUAUCGUUUAUGACAUCACCAAACGGUCAACGUUCUUAUCUCUGCAAAAAUGGAUAGAGGAAGUACGAAGGUACACAUCGUCCAAUGUCAUUGUAUCUCUAAUUGGCAACAAGUGUGACUUAACCGAACAACGAGAGGUAGAGCCCGAUGAGCCGAAAUCAUUUUGUCGAUAUGUGCCUGAGAUUAUGUUCGUCAUGGAGACAUCGGCUAAGGACAACACUAACGUUGAGGACACUUUCCGCAGUCUGGCUACUGAAUUGAAGAGACAACACGACAACAGCGAAGGUCCGCCAGCCGAGUCGGACUCCGUGGUGCUCGGCGAAAGCCACGCCGUGAGUAGGUGCACGCCUUGCCGCUCAUCCUAACUCGCUCACUUUAGAACUGACCAAUAGGAUAUAUGCAUGUUUUAUUUGUAUGAUAAUAAUUCUUGAUGUAAUUAAUAGUCAUCCGAUUUAAUUUUUUUGGUAAGAAAUGCAUAGAUCUCUAUGUUUACUACUAGACAUUCUGUGCCAAAGCGCAAUAUUAUGUAGCUCUUAAAUGGUCAAUUACCCCAAAAGUCCUUUAGUCGAUUGUUAACUAGUUAUCGUAGAAUUUGGGGACACAUCAAAUCCUCGUCGACUAAGAAACAAACGACUAAUCGAGAAUCGAGAUGUGUAAGCCUAGGAUGCGCCACGAUAAACUUUUAUC